GAGGAGUCCGGCCUCUGAAAGUUAUGGUUCCGUACAGACUGGAAAACGGGACAAGGAUUUUCGCGACUCCGUUUUCACUCCGUGUGUCACCAGGAGGUGGCGCUGGGGUCAUGGUUUUCCCCUGUGUCACAUGGUCUCCGUGCUUCUCCAGGUUUGGACCAAGAACUUGAGGCUGAGAGGAGGGAGCUGCUGGACAGCAGCGGUGUCAGUGAGGAGUAGCGGAGGGAGGCGCGAGUCCACAGCCGAGCAUCGUGCAUCGGAGAGGCAGCGCGCGCGAGAGAGAGACGGGCGUCUCGCCACUCCAGCGCUUCAGCGUGUGAUGUGCGAGUGUGUCAGUGACCUCAGGAGUCCUCAGCGCAGGGCCUUCAUCCUGGAGCCACUGGAGUCCAGCCGGGGACGGGGAGGGAGAGGUGCUGACCUGGACCCCCACAGCUCCCAGGUCAUCCCCGAGAGUCCAGAGCUGUGGCAGAGCGAGAGCCUGCUGGCAGAGUCCUGGUCCACCGUGGGGGACCCUGAAGAUGCCAAGAGCCUGGAAGCUGGUGACCUGCCGGGCCUGUCCACGCACGGGAACGACAUGGUCCACGUGGAGAUGCUGGAGGUCGGAGCGAGGGCGGAGGAGGAGCAGGAGCAGAUGCAGAGCAGUGUGCUGAGUGUGUUGGGAACUGAGAAGGACCUGCAGGCCAUCAGGCAGGAGGAGCAUCUGGAGGCUCAGAGGGAGAAGCAGCGUGAGGAGUUCAGGCAAGUGCUUCCUCCAAUGGCCCUGCCUCCUCUACCCGUGGUCCUGCUGGACCCGCCGUCCACCACCUCCACCCCGGACCCUUCGACAUCCUCCGAGGUGGAGGACCUUCACCCCCCGUCUGGCCUGCAGCCCCCGUCCAUCCUCUCAGCAAAAGCCCAGGUUGAAACUGUGCCGGAGCCCAGGUUCUCCCAGGCCCCGUCCCAGCCCAGGAGCGAGCUGCCGGCGCUGCUGUGUGGCGGGGCGCUGCUGGUGGCUGUGGUGGGCGUGGUCACGGCCGCAGCCCUGGCCUACUGCAGGAAGUAGGUGCCACGGCCGCAGCCAUUGGCCUUCUACCUCAGUCCAGUCCAGCUCGUGGCCUUUUAUGUGGGUGGGACGUCAAUAAAUCCAGAAAUCGUUUCCCAGGAUUCGUUUCUUCUUUUACUGCCGUAAAUCUCUCUCCAGACCGACAUCGCACCACAAACACAUGACCAGCCUCCCAUCGGAAGCGAGUCGCUAACACUGACUCAUCGGGACCUUAAGGCCACUGAGACCGACCUCAUGACAUGGACCUUCAUCAUGGCUCCACCACCGUCCUCCUCUGAAAGAGUCCAGACCGACCUGGUGAACCCAGCGGAGCUGACUCUCCCGAGGUGGAGAACUGGACCCUGCUGUUUCCAGUGUUGGAACCAGCCCGUUCAGCUCAGUCCAGGAAGCUGCUGACCAGGACUGGACGGUCACUGCACGGGGUCCACCCAGUCUCUGUCCACGCUACUGUGUGGAAAUGGACUGAAGCAGGGAAGGAUGUCAUCAACAAGUGACAUGUCUUCACCCACAGGGUUCAUCUGUUUGUGAUAGAAAUGUUUCCAGUCGCUUUUAAAACCUUGAGUUGAAGUGGCUCUGCGCCAUGAUGUCAUCAACAAGCGACAUGUCUUCACCCACAGUGUUUAUCUGUGGAUGGAAAACCUUCAGUUGAAGUGGAUGUCACUGCCCUAUUUGCUUCUUCAUCCCGUUUUGCUUCCAGGGCUCAAUUUUAUGACGUCAUUUCCUGGCCGCAUGCGCACAUUGGAAUUUCAAGACGUUAUUUCCUGUCCACAUGCGCACAUGGGUGUAGCUGCUUGACACAUAAAUUAGAAUAAAAUUAGCAACGUCAUUACGCCACGCCUCACUACACACUGGUAUUUCAUCAAGAGAAGCAGAAUUUGAAUUACUAAAGUACUACGCCGACGCAUUAACUGUAUUUAAACCGUAUUUUAUAUAUAUCACUACAUUUGACUUGUAUUCAACAAUUCGGAUAUUUUAACAAGAUUUUGUUUUGUUUGAUGAAUCGUCCAAAGGAAACUUUUGUGAUGGUUACCCUGUUUAUUUGUUCAUCUUAUAGCCUGUUAGGCCUUCUUCUUGUUUAUUUCUUUUUCUCUAUCGACACCUAGUGGUCAUUUUACAAACAUCACUGAUUGUCACAGAUUUCAGAUGAAAUAAUUGGAUCUUUCUGUGCAAUUUGCACGCCGUUUUCUAUCUUGCCUACAAUGUUUUGUAUAUAAAAUAAGUUUAGUCAUUUAUAAAUAAUGUUGGUGUGUUUUCAUGUUUUGUUAAUAAAAUGUAAU
Synchiropus splendidus (mandarinfish) is the source of this 2319-nucleotide messenger RNA. Its product is annotated as cyclin-dependent kinase 12-like. The record is from RefSeq and is a predicted model, not a curated record. Lineage: Eukaryota; Metazoa; Chordata; Actinopteri; Syngnathiformes; Callionymidae. The coding region runs from base 131 to 1042 and encodes 303 amino acids. The transcript is spliced from 2 exons.